GUGGGUUGAAUGGGCUGCUGCCCUUCGGCGCCGCCGCCGCCGCCAGCGCCCUCGCCACGGAAGCAGCCCCCGCCGAGACGGCGACGCGGCCGUUGCCGGUGAAGAUCUCAGAGGUGGCUCCCGAUCUCACCUCGUACGCCUCGAGGGCGUCGAGCGUGGGGAAGUCGCGCAACCAGAUCCGCACAACGUCAUUGCUCAUGAGCUCAAGCCCGUCAUCACCGUCAAUGCGGAGUAGCACUGACGAGCCGAGCGAGAGGUUCAGCUUCUCGGACACGAAGGCGGACAAGGACAUGAUAUUCCAGACGGCGCCGUUGUUCCGCCGCGAGAUGAGGCAGCGCGUCACGCGCACGUCGCCGCCGACGGGCUCGAGACUGGCGCCUUCCGCGCCGCGGAAGGCCUUUGUGGUCAUACUGUCGCCCGGCACCAACUUGAUCUUUAGGACUGCUUCGUCCUCGAUCGGAGGGCUCGCGGCCUCGGACGGGCGGCGGCGGACGUCGCGUCCGCCCCGGUCGCGGCUGCGGCUGCGGCUGCUUCUGCGGCCACGGCUGUGGCUGUAGCUGUGCUGCCGCCGAUCGUCGCGCCGGGAGCGGCUGCGGCUGCGGCUGCGCCGCCGGUCAUCGCGCCGGUCACGGCUGCGGCUGCGCCGCCUGUCCCCGCCUCGAUGCCGCCGGUUGUCGCGCCGGUCGUCGCGCCGGUCGUCGCGCCGGUCGUCGCGCCGGUCGUCGCGCUGGACAAUGUGGGACGCCCGGCUUUGGCCGCGCUCACCAUGGCUGUCGAAGCUGCGGCUGCGCCGGGAUAUAGCUAG
Emiliania huxleyi CCMP1516 is the source of this 805-nucleotide messenger RNA. RefSeq lists its product as hypothetical. The transcript has 2 exons. The coding region runs from base 198 to 557 and encodes 119 amino acids. The record is from RefSeq and is a predicted model, not a curated record. NCBI's taxonomy places the organism in Eukaryota, Haptophyta, Isochrysidales, Noelaerhabdaceae.